GCUUACGUCAGGUUACCUUUGACACAGAUUUGUUUCUGCACCUGAGAAGCAAGCAGUCUGAAGGGUCCAAGAUGAACAGAGCGUUCAACAAAACAAGUCUGAAGCAGUUGGCCGGUGUUCUCCAAAGGUUUCAAAGCACCUUGGUGAUUGCAGAGCACAACAACGAGAAACUGACCCCUAUCACACUCAAUGCCAUCACUGCUGCCAGUAAGCUUGGUGGUGAGGUGUCUUGUCUAGUUGCUGGAACAAACUGUGCACAGGUUGUAGAGCAAAUUGGACAAGUCCAAGGUGUGAAUAAGGUUCUGGUUGCUCAACAUGACUCUUACAAAGGUGCCCUGCCAGAGGAGUUGACGCCGCUUAUCCUGGAAACUCAAAAGCAAUUCAAUUUCACCCACAUCUGUGCUGGUGCGUCUGCCUUUGGAAAGAACCUGCUUCCCAGAGUGGCUGCCAAGUUGGAUGUUGCUCCAGUUUCCGAUAUUAUUGAGAUCAAGUCUCCAGACACGUUUGUCAGAACAAUUUAUGCCGGAAAUGCUCUCAGCACAGUGAAAUGUAACGAGUCGGUGAAGAUCUUCACGGUCAGAGGGACGGCCUUUGAGGCGGCUUCAACAGAAGGAGGAAGUGCUACAUCAGAAAAUGUUGCUGCUGCUUCUCCCGCUGGAGUUUCUGAGUGGUUGGAACAGAAUCUGACAAAGAGCGACCGCCCGGAUCUGACCAGCGCUAAAGUUGUGGUGUCAGGAGGGAGAGGCUUGAAGAGUGGAGAGAACUUCAAGCUGCUGUAUGACCUGGCUGACAAGAUGAAUGCUGCAGUUGGUGCAUCCAGAGCAGCAGUGGAUGCUGGGUACGUCCCCAAUGACAUGCAGGUUGGACAGACGGGCAAGAUUGUAGCACCGGAUUUGUACAUUGCUGUCGGUAUCUCUGGAGCUAUUCAACACCUGGCUGGAAUGAAGGAUAGCAAGACUAUUGUUGCCAUCAACAAGGACCCAGAAGCUCCCAUUUUCCAGGUGGCCGACUACGGCUUGGUCGCUGAUCUUUUCAAGGCUGUUCCUGAGAUGACGAAGGCACUGGACAAGUGAGGAGAACCAAAGUCAUCCCACAGUUGGAACCUGCAGAAAGAAGACCACAGGCUCCCAUAGCCACUGGCUUAACACACGCCUUUGUGUUUGCAUGCAGAAAUAAUUCAUCUAUAUAGAAAUAAAUGCGUUAAAAAUACA
Molecule: messenger RNA, 1211 nt
Organism: Anarrhichthys ocellatus (wolf-eel)
Lineage: Eukaryota; Metazoa; Chordata; Actinopteri; Perciformes; Anarhichadidae
Gene: etfa
Product: electron transfer flavoprotein subunit alpha
Exons: 12
Coding region: 72-1073 (333 amino acids)
Biological process (GO): fatty acid beta-oxidation using acyl-CoA dehydrogenase
Cellular component (GO): mitochondrion
Molecular function (GO): electron transfer activity; flavin adenine dinucleotide binding
Source: RefSeq, a predicted model, not a curated record